AUGGAAGGAGAGAGCAAGGAUUCAGGAAAGCAUAUAACGUUGAUAUCAGAAUUUUGUAACAAAUAUAAUAUAGAUGAAUCUGUGAAGAAUAUAUAUGGCAUUCGAAAUAAAGAUAUUGCUAGUAUGGAUUAUAAUGCAUUUUUAAAGAGAAAAUAUGAAAUUUUGCUUCGAAAGAAAGGAAAUUUGAAUAAUAGGAUAGCUAAACGAAAUGCAUCAGCUAUUUCUUCUCCAUUCCACCCUGUGGUUACAAAACAAUCUAAAAAUACAAAUAAUAUAAUAUCUGAAACACAAGAAAUACUUAUAUCGGAUGAUACUUUCUUUGACCAGACAUUAAUUGAAACUCAGAUUAAUAACAUUAAUCAAUCAUAUACAUUCUCUUACCAUCAGGAUGGAAAUUUACAUAAGGAUUUUAACAAAGACGACAGUUAUAAGUUUUGUAACCUUAUCUCAUCUGAAAAUAAUAUUAGAGACAAUGAAUGUAAAAUACACACUCAAAGAGAACAAUACAUUCUUUCUUCGAACUAUGAGCAGUUUAAUGAGGAAAAUACUUUGAUUGAAAUGUCUUUGAUAUGUAGUAGUCCCGUAAUCAUUCAAUCGAUACCCGAUAUUUGA
Tetrapisispora phaffii CBS 4417 is the source of this 612-nucleotide messenger RNA. RefSeq lists its product as uncharacterized. Lineage: Eukaryota; Fungi; Ascomycota; Saccharomycetes; Saccharomycetales; Saccharomycetaceae. The transcript has a single exon. The coding region runs from base 1 to 612 and encodes 203 amino acids. The record is from RefSeq and is a predicted model, not a curated record.